CCGGAGGUGGGACUGGGAGGCACCGUGUCGUCGUCGUCCCCUUUCCCUUCUCUACUCCGCCGCCGCUCGCUCGCCGGUGAAGAGCAAAUGCUGCUGCUGUUACGGCAGCGGCUCUGUUGGCGCCGCGUAUCUCCGACUUACCUCGCGCCUUUGUAGGAUCUGUGGAGACUCGUGAGUACGUGACCCCCACGGUGGAUGAGGAUAGGCGGGCCUCGUCCGGCAGCCUGUGCUCUCUGGGACGGGAGGCAGAGCUGGCACCAGGGUUAUGUCCACUGUCCACCUUCGAAUGUUGACAUUACAUUACAUGUCUACACUUUCAAAUUUAAGAGAGAGCACGAAUUGAGGCCGGCCCAGGUGAACGCUGCUGAAGCUGCUGCUCAAUUAAAACUAGGGGAACAGAUGGGGAUGAAGCGCGAGCAAGAAAGAAAGAAAGGCUGCACAACUGGCACUGUGUAUGAUACUUUCUGCUCACCAUUUUCUUGCCUGAAAAAAAAUGAUAUGCUUGAUGUCACGUUAUGGUUAUUUAUGAUGAAGAAGAUGAAGAAGACUGUUGAUAUUGACAACAGUCAACAGCCACUUUCUGAAGGGCCUGGAGAACUUGUGCCAAAAGUAACAAUGGAAGUUUGUUCAUGGGAUUGAGUUGACACAGGGCUUAGGGAGCCCACUGACUGGAGACACUUAGCUUGGAGGCCUGUUCAUGAAGAAAGAUAUCGAGAAAGACGUCGAACAUGAAAUGGAGGACAGCGUGUCAACCUACCAGAAUGCUGAUGUCGGGGAAGGAGAGAUCAGCUGCUGUCAAUAGUGUACCUCUCUCUAUUCCAACUGUGAACCUGGGAUUCUAUGAUCAUGUGCGUGCUAUGUAACCUAUGCUGCCACUGUGCAACGUCACAAGUCAGCACAUGCUGCACGCCUGCACUAGGAUGUCUAGCGUAUGCUGGACAGCUGGAGUACAAUAGUUGGGCGUUGCUGUCUGUUUUUGUGGUUGUCAUGUACAGAUGUGCUAGUGCUAAUGUAUGUUGUAGGUGUUCCAGGUCUAUGUAAACUGGACAUUCUGUAAAGAAGGUAAAAAAAACAAAGAAUAGUGAGAUAUCCAUCUAUACUAUAGUUAUUAUGUAUCAAUGUAUGUGUUUAGAG
This is a messenger RNA of Zea mays, 1134 nucleotides long. RefSeq lists its product as uncharacterized. NCBI's taxonomy places the organism in Eukaryota, Viridiplantae, Streptophyta, Magnoliopsida, Poales, Poaceae. The coding region runs from base 196 to 639 and encodes 147 amino acids. The transcript has 2 exons. The record is from RefSeq and is marked predicted.